This is a messenger RNA of Asterias rubens (European starfish), 3330 nucleotides long. Its product is annotated as secreted frizzled-related protein 3-like. The transcript has 7 exons. NCBI's taxonomy places the organism in Eukaryota, Metazoa, Echinodermata, Asteroidea, Forcipulatida, Asteriidae. Bases 905 to 1963 code for a protein of 352 amino acids. Gene Ontology annotation, cellular component: cytoplasm. The record is from RefSeq and is a predicted model, not a curated record. Gene Ontology annotation, molecular function: Wnt-protein binding. Gene Ontology annotation, biological process: non-canonical Wnt signaling pathway; canonical Wnt signaling pathway.
UUCUUUUAUGUUGUGUGGAUAGGGAGUCUAUGCGGUGAAUUGCUCAUGCUGUGUGUGGAAUGGGACUGCAGUUUGUCCUAUGUGGUUCUAUUCACAGUUCUCAUGGGACUUGCCAGCACAGUAGUUAGUGUUGCUAUGUGGAACAAUUUAAUCUCCAAGAAAUUCUCUUAUAGUUUAUUGUCUGCUCACCGGAUAAACUAGGAUUAUAUAUAUAGGACGCAUGUUUUUUAGCCCACCGCAUUCAUGAAGCAUUCUUGGACGUACAACCAAAGCUACAACUUAAACCGGUGGAGUACCAAAACGACGAGUAAAGAAAACACGGUUAGUGUCUGCGGCCAACCAACGUGAGCAGCCAUCUAACCGCCAAAGUCCACGUGUGUGGAUGAUCCAAGUGACCAAAAUCUCGGCUUCGAUUGUGUCUUCGAUCGUGGUUGAAUUUCGCAUCGGGCAUGCAGAGCAUGUUCACAAGAGGUGUACGAUACUAGGCCUACCACCAGCCACGCGCACUUAAGACUACUUGACCAUCUGAUCAACUAGGUUUCUGUAUGUUCGACGUUUUAUCGUACGUAAGCAUCACCGGAGUUCAGCAUCCAUUGUGUACAGUUGGAAUACAUGUACCUUUAGGACUUUCAAGUACCCUGAAUCUUGAAAUGCCCAUAAUUUUUGGGGGGCUCGGGAAGAGUUCAUUACCGAUUGUUACCUUCAUCUUGAUUUUGUGUCGAUGAAAUUGACUCAAUCAGCCUCAGAUACAUUUUGGUGGAUCAAGCAAACUAAGAUUUGGUAACACUAGGCUUCACCGCAGCGCAAUUAGCGUCACCUGACUGAAGAAGAGAGAGAGUGAGACGUCAGUGGAGUAUUUUAAUGAGCUUUGGUUUUUAGUGACUGUUGCCGAUAAUAAAAAAAAAUGGCAAAUCCUAUUUUCGGAGGAUUGUUCCUCAUCUAUGCGUUCCUGACCAGUAGUACCACCGAGGCUGCUGGCUGCGAGGCUAUCCAGCUACCCAUGUGUUCCGGUAUGAAAUACAACAUGACUCAGAUGCCGAAUCUCCUGCACCACAGCGCUCAGGAGAACGCCAAACUCUCAAUCGAACAGUUCCAAGAUCUGGUCAACACAAACUGCAGCGAUCUCCUCUUGUUUUUCCUUUGCACGAUGUACGCGCCUAUUUGCACCAAGAGUCUGGAGUUUGAGGUUGAGGCCAUACCACCGUGUAAAGGAGUCUGCGUUGAGGCGCGGUCCAAGUGUGAGCCGACUAUGCUGAGGUACAACGUAACGUGGCCGGACUAUCUGUCGUGUCAGAACCUCCCAGAGUACACGAGAGGCGUGUGCCUCACGCCGGAGGCGAUUGUGGACACGAUGCCAGAUGAAGAAAAAGAUCUGAUUACAGACCAACCAUCGAAGCCAAAAAGAACAGGAAAAAGCUGCAGGGGAUGUGAGAAUAACAAGAUAACGCAAGGGAUCUUUAUAGAAAAGGCCUACGAAUAUGUGGUACGUGCUACGGUGGAAUCUUUCGUAAUUGUUGGUGAAAAUCUGAUGUACACGACCAUCAUUGUAAACGACGUCUUGAAAUUUACGGAUAUCAACAUUCCGAUUGGUGAGGUUCAUCUUGUAACAAAGAACUCGUGUGUGUGUCCGAGGGUAACGCCUGGAUUAGAAUAUGUCAUAAUGUGUUACCAAGAUCUGGAGAAUGGACGUCUUAGACUACAGGAGGACUGCGUCGCUCAGGAGUGGGACGACGAUUCCAACUGGCCGAGACUCGUCAAGAAAUGGAACAAGAAACUCCGUAAAGCUGAACGUCUGAGCUCAGAGAGAACGAAACCCACCUCUCCCACCAGCAGCAGUAGUAAACGUCGACGACGCUCGCGCCCUGUGCCCACUGAAGCUGAAGCGCCCUCUUCUGACAGGAGGGGUCGGGGAAGAAGCCGGUACGAAAGCGAGGUUGAGAGUGUCUCCGACAUCCCGUGGUGAUGGGACCCAUUUUGAAGUCAUGUGACUGAGUUGGUGAUCGCAAUCAUUAUGACGUCAUUUUAUGCUACGCUGCUGGAAAGUCAUUGCACACACGGCAACCAACCUUUACGAAUUGCUUCUGCCAGAUAAAUACAUGCCGUUUCAGUACAUGGCGUUUACGUCAUUCUUGAAUCUUGACAGCUUUGCUUAUUACAUUGUUGUUUUUUGUGCUGUUGUCAAUAUGCAGUUUGAAACCAUAAUACAUAAAAAACUGUUUGUUAAAAAUCCUUUUAAGCUAGUUUGGUUCGUUCCUAAACCAGCGUACAGAGUUGUUAUUAUUGCUUACAUUAAAUACAAGUUGUUUUUAAUCAAGACUAUCCACAAACAUUUCUUCUAAACCCCAUGUUUCCAGAGCCCCCUUUAUGCAUGGCGUGAGAAAGUGAAUUUGAACGGGCAAUAAUUUGAGCUGUUUAAACACAUAAAAAUAAUAACAAUGAUAGGCAUGACAUUGUCUUGCGCAUUAAUUUUAUGAAAAGUCGUUUCAAAAUAUAUUAUGUAAAUAAUCUAAAAACACUUGUUUAAAGUGACUGAAGUCAUUUCCACGAAGAAUUAAUUUUUCGUAAGUAGAAAAAAGGAAUCCGCGUUUUUUUUUUUCCCAAAUUAAUGCCCGAACUUUCGAAUGUCCUAACACUGUUGGAGGGUAAAGGGUCUACAUUAAUCACUCUUAAAAUGAGUGGCAAUACAUGAACACACUUUUGGUUUAAUAGAAGCCUACACAGGUAUAAAAGGUAUCAGUCGUUAUCACCAACAAUUUAACCUGAUAUUUCACCUUGUGUAUUCUAAUAAUUAUGGGUUAUUCUUUUUGUGUGGACAUUACCAUUACCACUCCAGAUUUUAUGUGGACGUGACCAGCACCAUUUUAAAAAAUUAAUAACAUUUCAUGAUGUUUCAAUUUCAUUUUUUGCAACACCGCAAGGGUUGGAAAACGGUUUUACAUUGUUGUCUACAGUGGUUGUAUUAUUCUUUUAGGGGGAAAUUAUACCAUUCAAUAGGGAGUCUGCAUAACUUUGGCUGUUUUGUAUGAUAAAAACAAAAGUGUUAACAAAACUUAUAAAUAAUAAUCUUGUAACAUUGUAUUCAUUUUAACAUAAUGUUUACGAAAGUUUGUAUGCGAUGUUUAAUGGAGUAUUUUGCGAUCAAAUCGCAAUGCAUUAUUAACCGUUUGUUCACUGUUUUAAAUGAUUUUGUUUGUAUCUUGUUUUGGGUUUAACCCCCUGUAUAAACUUAAGGGUAGGCCUUAGUAGUAGCAUUAUCUGAAUCUGAAUCUAAAUGAGAGACUUUGAAACGCUAGGUGGCAGCAGACUUACCAGGUAAAAUUAAUUUUCAUU